Prionailurus viverrinus (fishing cat) is the source of this 3553-nucleotide messenger RNA. It is a transcript of the gene RNF6, whose product is annotated as ring finger protein 6. The transcript is spliced from 5 exons. The coding region runs from base 405 to 2456 and encodes 683 amino acids. Lineage: Eukaryota; Metazoa; Chordata; Mammalia; Carnivora; Felidae. Gene Ontology annotation, cellular component: cytoplasm; nucleoplasm. Gene Ontology annotation, biological process: ubiquitin-dependent protein catabolic process; positive regulation of DNA-templated transcription; protein ubiquitination. Gene Ontology annotation, molecular function: ubiquitin protein ligase activity. The record is from RefSeq and is a predicted model, not a curated record.
GCACCAGCGAGCGUCCAGCCGGCAGGGCAGCGUCUGCGCUUGUCCGAGGAGGGACCUGGCAGCGGGGAAAGAAGGGCCAGGGCCUGUGUCCCUCCUCUAGAGCCUCCCCGUCAUCUGGACGACCCCAAGCUGCUGCACGGGCUUCCGACUUCUCCCUUCAGUAGACGAUUAGAGGGCGCAGCGGCCUCCGGAGACAAGCCCCUCUCGCCCACGCCCGUCGGUCACAACCUUCCAGGACCCGAGAGGAGCGCCGCCCGCCGCGAACUUUCCUCAGGGCAGGAGGACUGCCCAGCUUCUGGCGAGAUGGGCAGCGCUCCAAAAAAGCACAAACAAUGGAAGGAUGGACACCACUGCGUGUAUUGAAAGCAUGUUGAAAGGAAAAUAAGAAAGCCAGGAAUCUCAGUAUGAAUCCGUCUAGAUCGAGAUCGGACGAUGGUAGUGAAGAAGCCUCAUCUCAAGACCAUAAUCAUCGUGAAAGUGAGAGAAGAUGGCAGCAAGAGCGCCUCCACAGAGAAGAAGCCUAUUAUCAGUUUAUUAAUGAACUCAAUGAUGAAGAUUACAGGCUAAUGAGAGACCACAAUCUUUUAGGCACCCCUGGAGAAAUAACAUCAGAAGAACUACAGCAGCGAUUAGAUGGAGUCAAGGAACAAAGAGCAUCUCAGCCUGACUUGAGAAGUGGGACAGAUACCAGAGACUCAGAAGUCCCUAGAGAAAGUUCAAACGAAGAUUCUCUGCUAGAAUGGUUGAACACGUUUCGACGCACGGGAAAUGCGACCCGAAGUGGACAAAAUGGGAACCAAACUUGGAGAGCUGUGAGUCGAACAAACCCAAACAGUGGAGAGUUUCGGUUUAGUCUGGAAAUCCAUAUAAAUCAUGAGAAUAGAGAAAUUGAAAUUCAUGGCGAAGAUCAGACAGGCAUUCCACUUUCAGAUUUUGGCAGGGAUCGUACUACAGAUAGGCAACAGAGGUCAGCCAGUCCUGUGGCUAGGCGAACGCGAAGCCAAACCUCCAUGAAUCACAGUGGUAGUAGCUCCAACAUCCCAAGGACUAGGCUCGGUUCAAGGGGGCAGAAUUCAGCAGAAGGAUCUUUCUCAACAUUGGGAAGAUUAAGAAAUGGCAUUGGGGGAGCAGUUGGCAUUCCUAGAACGAGAGCUCCGCGUGCUGAUUUCGGUAGUCAUGCAAACCAGUUGGGUGGUAGUGAACUCAGGCAGAGGGAGGGGCAACGGUUUGGAGCAGCACAUGUUUGGGAAAAUGGGGCUAGAACUAAUGUUACAGUGAGGAAUACAAACCAAAGAUUAGAGCCAAUAAGAUUACGGCCUGCUUUCAGUAGUCGAAGCCGCUCGCCAAUUCAGAGACAAAGUGGCACUGUUUAUCGUAACUCACAGAGAGAAAGUAGACCUUUACAGCAAAACGUCAGAAGGUCUGUUAGGAGGAGAGGUAUAACGCGUGUCUUUUUAGAGCAGGAUAGGGAACGUAGAGGUACUGCCUAUGCUCCAUUCUCUAACUCAAGACUUGUGUCAAGAAUAACAGUAGAGGAAGGAGAAGAAUCUAGCAGAUCUUCAACUGCUACACGACGACAUCCGACAAUCACACUGGACCUCCAAGUGAGAAGGAUUCGUCCUGGAGAAAACAGAGAUCGGGAUAGUAUUGCAAGUCGAACUCGAUCUAGGGUAGGGCUAGCGGAAAAUACAGUCACUAUCGAAAGCAACAGUGGGGGCUUUCGCCGAACCAUUUCUCGUUUAGAGCGGUCAGGUGUUCAAACCUAUGUUAGCACUAUCACAGUUCCUCUUCGGAGGAUUUCUGAGAACGAGCUUGUGGAACCGUCAUCAGUGGCUCUUCGGUCCAUUUUAAGGCAGAUCAUGACUGGAUUUGGAGAAUUGAGUUCUUUAAUGGAGGCCGAAACUGAGUCAGAGGUUCCGAGACAUGGUCAGCAUUUACCAGAGAGGCACUCAGAUCUGAGCACCGUAGGUGCAGUUAAUGACAUCAGCCAGCACAGUGAAGGUUCCUCUCAAAACAGGCGGGCCCGAGAAGACAGCUCUGAAAUGCGUGGUGAAAACGAGACUCCCCAGCCUCCCGCCCGAAACAGUGAUAGCAGAGGUGGCCGGCAGUCGCGAAAUUCAAAUAACUUAGUUGAAACUGGAACACUACCUAUCCUUCGCCUUGCUCAUUUCUUUUUACUAAAUGAAGGUGAUGACGAGGAUCACAUACGUGGUUUAACCAAAGAGCAGAUUGACAAUCUUUCCACCCGGAACUAUGAGCAUAGCAGUAUCGAUAGUGACCUAGGCAAAAUCUGUAGUGUUUGCAUCAGUGACUAUGUGACUGGAAACAAGCUCAGGCAAUUACCUUGCAUGCACGAAUUUCACAUUCAUUGUAUUGACCGCUGGCUCUCAGAGAAUUGCACUUGCCCCAUCUGUCGGCAGCCUGUUCUAGGGUCCAGCAUAGCAAACAAUGGGUGAAGCGUUGGGUCUGUUCAAAUAGUACAUUUUAGUAGAGCUGAGUAUUUAAGCACCCUUUUGUUGAAUUCUUUGUGAUGAGCUAACCAGGAUGAAAAAGAACGGAUUAUUAUAGUUUGCACUAUUUUUUGUGUGCUUUUUUAACUUGUUAAAAAGAAAAUUUAUAUAAAACUUAAAAUGGCAAAUGUUAAAUUAUCGACAAGUACAGAAUAGUCAAUAUUGCUAGAACCAAAUAAUCUUUAAAAUGUUCUUAUUUUGGUAAUUUCGUCAUGCUAAGCACUUUUGUAUCUGCACAAUUCAGUAGGUUAACAAUCAAUCUUCCUUUUCUUAAUAGCACAGCAGACUUUAUGUGGACUUUCAACUUCCAUAGGCUUAGUGCCAUGUCCAGACAAUGGUGUCUAAAUAAGCCUUUCGUUAACUUUUUAUUGUAAGGACAAUAUCUUUUCAUGAGAGAGUGUUUCGCUGAAUGUUUGCUCUAUAUAUUUAAGUUACUUGAAAUGUUAAAUUUAAUAUGCAGCAUACCAUAUAUGUAUAUAUAGAUAUAUAAUUUUAAGGGUAAAAUAUUCCGUCUAAAAACUACCAGUUUGGUUCUUAUUUAAGCUUUUGGGCUAUUACUGCAUAUGGCACAAUGUGUAACAUUUACAGGAUCAUCUCUGGGAGGAAGUAGAUAUUUAAAAAUAGAGAUAAUUUACUGAAGCGUCUCUGACAAUCUUACUAGACAGCAAGCAAUAUGUAAUACUGAACAAGUAUUUCUUUACUCAGAAAUGGAACAUGGACAUUUUAGUACAUAUAGAUUAUUUAACUUGAGUUCGGCCUUUUUGUGACUUGUUUGAAUGUGCAAACAAUUCUUUGGAUUAUAUUAAGUAAGGUAUACAAAUAUGCAUGGUUUCUCAAAUUUACUUUUAAAAUCUAAAAAAAAAAAAAUGUCUAUGAAGAAUCAAAUGCAUAGAUAAUGUGUUAAGUUUACUUGGAGGCCAAAAACUCCAAAUAAUACAAAACAAAAAACCCUUAAGAGAAUGUGGAAUUUAUAUGAACACGAAGUAUGCAUUGAAGAUCUAUUUCUACCAAUAAAUAUUAAAACAAAGCUGUAUGUGAACUUC